CUAUACGAUUACGCAUCGGUAUAGUUGCCUUCGGAAUAUUGGUUUUAAGCUUUUAGUUCAAUCAUGUUUUGCGAGUAUUUUGUCUUGAUGAGGCGUUGGAUUGUGAACAUGAAAUUAUUUGAAUGACGUGAAGGUGUUUAAUUUAAGCAGUUUGUAUCGGACAAAAUACAGUAUGUUUUCUACAAACCUUGCUUAAUCCUAAAAGGCAAAGGUACACACCUUGUCUGAAGAAACGAAAUCAGAUGAUGAAUUCCACUCAAAAGGCCGUAUAAUCGUAGUCUAUGUUGACAAGAGGAAUGUAACAUAUCAAGGAAUGUAUGUUAUGUUUAUGCUUAUCCAUUAACAAAGUCACCAGUACAUGCUAGUGGUGCAGUAUGGCCGCUAACACACACCUGAUCGGCGACAAGGAGACCAAUAAUUGGUUUAAAGCGUACAUAGGACUCAAUGUUACGAAGGAAGGACUCACUAACUUUCUUUGCGCGGAAUUACAGAAAGUACACACCGUUGUUGGUAGAAGUUGUGGAAACUGCCCAAUUGAAAACCUCAUACAAUGUCCGACAAACCCAUAUUGUAACAACAGGAAACGGAAUUAUUGUCCUUUUCACAAAUCACAGAAACCGCAGCCAUGCCCAAUAUGUGAUAAUGUAAAAGAUAAUAUCAUAUUACACCACAGAUACGGUAAACCUUCCUGGAGGAACACUCGUGCGGAAAAGUGGGCACACAAUGAUUGGGAAAUAGGCAAAUGCUACCUCCCUCCGGACGGAUAUAGCAGCAUUUCCUCGAUGCAGGAAUCGGACUUUAAUGGUGUGAUAAACAUCAUGUUGAAUUGCCUUCAUUUCCAGACAUGUCUCUCCCCCUCAUGUUUAUCACCUCCACCGCCUGAUAAGCAAUGUCCACUAGAAAAGGUCCGUCAGAUUGGCCGAGAUGUGCGACACACAUCCGACUGCAAGGUUACAGAUGCUGUCUUGCAGGACUAUUUCAAGACACUGUCCACGCUCCUGGCGGACCCACAAUACUUACAACAUGAUCAUUCAGCCGUCAUAGCAUGUACAAGACUUAGUGAUUUGCAGAAUGAUCGUAUGUCCUUUGAAGAACUGGGCAAGCUGUUGAAAGAAGCCAAUCACACUCUCGAAGAUGCAAAAAAGGCCGGCGAAUGUUUUUCUGAGAAGGCAAAAAGGACAUUGGAAGAACUGGAGGCAGGUUUGCAUGAACUGUCCGCUCAGGCACUUAGAGGGAAACAAGACAUACAAUCGGCCACAAUGAUAGGAUGCAACACUCUAAUAUCCACCACAGAGGCAGGUGUGCAUGAAUUGAAGGCCGCAAAAGAGGACAUUGUGGCUCAAGUAAAAAAGGAAGUCAGAGAUUUCAAGACAAAUGGUGACGAAGUGAACUAUUCGAAACGCAAAGAAAUGCUAUUAGAUAUGAUGAUUGAACAUUACGACGACACACUUAGUACCAUCACAACCUCGCCAUUGCAUGACGGUGUUCGAGCUAAGGUAGAUGAUAUUUACAUGCCACCCAAAUUACAGCUGAUGGAAAAAGUCAAGGGGGCCUUCAAGAAAACUAAUACAACGAUUACGAAAUACAACAAAGUUUUUUUAAAGGAUGGUAAAUACAACCGAAAAAUGUUCAUUCAAGGCGAGGCAGGGUCUGGCAAAUCCACGUUUCUCGCCAUAUUAGUUAGAGACUGGUGUUGUAUAACUAGUAACGCAUCAGGUAAACAGUUUCAGACGGACGAAACUUACACUGCCGAUGCUAAUGAACGAUUGAGAUCCUCUGAUGUCUUUGAAGAUUUAACGACCCUGAAAGUGUACACGUUCGUUUUCCAUGUCACUCUAAGGGAUUCAGUCAACGAGUUAAACAUUUUAGAGAUGCUUAAAAAACAAAUAAUUGACUCACUUUACGGCGAUAAGGAUAGACGCGAAAAUGCAUACCGACUACUGAAUGAGGUCAUGGAACGUGAACGCUGCUUGGUAUUACUUGAUGGUCUAGAUGAAUGGACCGUCAGCGAAGGUCAUAGCUUACCGAUAUUGGCUGUAUCUCACAGUAAGUGUGAUGUGUUGAUUACAACUCGACCUUGGAAAAUGACAGAAGCGAUGAUACCUGACGCGAAGAUUGACAUACUGUUUCAACUGGGAGGAGUUAACAAGCCUUUUGAGGUGAGCAGAAGACUGCUUGGCUGUAUAGAUGAUUGUAAAGAUAGCAUGGUGUUGGACAAAAAACAAUCAGAAUUUGAAUCAUACAUAUUGAAGAACGACUUAGAAAAGUUUCUGAUUUCACCAAUGCUAUUGCAAUUGAUAGUGCAGUCAUGGGUUGAAGGGACUGAAAUGAACGGCCCCAUGUGUGAAAUAUACAGUCUCUUCCUGGAAAGUCUUCUUAAGAAGGCUAACAAGAAAAAAAUAAAAUUUAAAUCGCCACCCGUCCAAUGCUUCAAAGACACUGAACACAUACGGCCAAAUAUUGAAAACGUGGAUCGUCUUGCUAAAGCGGCAUUCCAUUUGCUGUUUUCAAAUACAAGAGACAGUUCACUAGUGUUUAGCGAUACAGAUUUGGAGGAAUUUGGAUUAGAUGAAGAAGAACGAAAGUUUGCAUUCGAAUCCGGUAUUUUAUCGGCAACUCGAAAGCCGUCUACAAAGCGAUCAUCUUCUUCAUUUUUCUUCAUCCACAAGAGCAUACAGGAAUUCCUCACUGCUUAUUAUAUCGCCUGCAAUACCCAUCUGAUUGAUGACAUCAUUUCCGGUUAUCUCAACCGUUUCAAGGAUGCAUAUAUGGAUAUUUCACAGGUGUUUAUAUUCCUUUGUGGACUGGAAAUAUCAUCUGCGAAUAAGCUAUCCAGCAUGAUGAAUGAACGCAAUGUUGAUUCGUUUAGCAUGAAGAAUAAACGCGUUUGGUAUCAGCCUAAUUGUGAGUUUUCAAGCAUCAUACUAUCAGGAUACAGAGAAAGUGUAGCGAAUAAACAUUAUGACAGUAACCUCAAACUCAGUCACUUUGAUUUCGACAUACCGGUCACCGAAAUAGGAGACGUCCACAACAUCUGGCUAAAAAACAUGUCAAAUAUUCUGUCAUUGCAUCUAACGAUAGAGUGUGAUGAUGAUGAUGAUGAUGAUGAUGAUGAUGAUGAUGAUGAUGAUGAUGAUGAUGAUGAUGAUGAUGAUGAUGAUGAUGAUGAUGCUGCUGAUGAUGAUGAUAUAGAGAGUCAGAGUUCCUAUGAACGAGGCGAGUCUGCAUCCCAUUAUGAGUUUGACUUGUCAUCGUGUAGCAAGCUGGAAACGUUAAAACUACGGGGGAAAAACAUGUGGCUAAAAGAUUCGGCUUGUACGUCCAAAUCGAAACAUCCGGUCUGGAUUGUUCUAAACAGUGCAGCCCCUCUACCCGCACUACCCUGCAUAGAACUGAUUUGGAUGAAUGACGUUACAAUUUCCUCUCAAGGUCUACACAGUCUGCUCAGCUUUCUGCUGACACUCGAUCAUAAGGUUACGUGUGCGCUCGCCAGGUGUAGCAUAAUAUCGAGUGUACACGGAUCUUAUACAGAUACAGACGUUGAAAUGAAGGUGUUAAACAAUACAUUAGAAAUGGACCUUCAUAAUGACAGUCCCGGUCUGUGGGAGUCGCUGCAUAGUCUCAAUAUCAAGAGUCUCAGUAUUUGUGAUGAUCUUGAAACUGAUUCGUGGGAACCUGGGGAGCUGUUGGAACAUGGGGAGCUGUUGUCCCAGUCCCAGUCACUAUCAUCGCUCACACAGCUGGAAACGCUUAGUAUUCAAGUACAUGAAGACAGUCCCGGUCUUUGGAAGUCGCUGCAUAGUCUCAAUAUCAAGAGUCUCAGUCUGGGAGGUCGUUAUUUCGGUGUGAGGGUGGAGCAUGGGGAGCUGUUGUCCCAGUCACUAUCAUCGCUCACACAGCUGGAAACGCUUAGUAUUCAAGUAUCGGAAGACAGUCCCGGUCUGUGGGAGGCGCUGCAUAGUCUCAAUAUCAAGAGUCUCAGUAUUCGUGGUGAUCUUGAUUAUCAAAUCCCACCGGAGGAGUACAUUCCCAUCGUACAGGAACUGGAGACGCUGGAGAAUGUUGCAGUGAAACGAUUCCAAAUAUUAGACCGAACAGGUGAAACCAAGUUUAUCGGUUGGAAUGUCUCGACCCACUAUGAGAUAGACUGA
Messenger RNA from Dreissena polymorpha, 4151 nucleotides. RefSeq lists its product as uncharacterized. Bases 375 to 4151 code for a protein of 1258 amino acids. The transcript is spliced from 8 exons. NCBI's taxonomy places the organism in Eukaryota, Metazoa, Mollusca, Bivalvia, Myida, Dreissenidae. The record is from RefSeq and is a predicted model, not a curated record.